Messenger RNA from Gongylonema pulchrum, 402 nucleotides. Lineage: Eukaryota; Metazoa; Nematoda; Chromadorea; Rhabditida; Gongylonematidae. The record is from the annotation of a GenBank genome assembly.
CUAACAUUCCGCGAAACAUUGGCAGAUUUCAUUUCUAAUUGCACAUUCAUGCUAUCUAACGUGACGGAACGAGGAUGCUCACUGGAUAGGAUUGGACACUGGAUCGGACCAAGUGGGGAGCUGCAUCCUUUAAGCAGCCUGGCUGUUUACUUUUGUGUCUAUUUUAUUCUCGUCGCAAUAUGUGUAUCAUUGGCUGUGCCGGCUGGCAUAUUUGUUCCCUCAUUUGUGAUCGGUGCUUGCGGCGGACGAAUCAUUGGCGAAGUAAUGGCUUCAUUGUAUCCGCAGGGCAUCCGCGGUCCUGAUGGACCACAAAUUUUUCCUGGCCUUUAUGCUGUUGUCGGUGCGUCAUUCUUUUUUUUUUGCUUUACUCAUCAUUUUUACAUCUAUCGGAUUCAGAAAUAA